AUGUGCGAGCUACUACUGCUAGGAACACAAGCUGAGAUGGAAGCCGACGCUGCGGCACAAAAGAAUGCCAAAUCUGCUUUCCAGCUCAAUGUUGGCGUGGGUAUGAAACCCAUGAUUCUUUUCUCGGGAACUAUAUGGGCCGACGAGACCUCCGGAGUCUUCAAGAUGCUCAAGAGCAUGUUUUUGGAUAUUUUCAAGGGUGAAGAGACCGAAAAGAUAGACGUUGAAGGAUUGCAGUACAUUCUCAUGGUUGCUGCUGAGGAGCCCCAAGACAGUGGUCUUUCAGCUACCAACAACUCCUUGCCGGCCAUUCAUUUGCGGUGGUACAAGAUCCGAACCAGGAGGAGCGGUCAUAAGUUGCCUCGCGUGGAGCUAGAAGAAGUUGGACCAAAGUUUGAUUUUAGAAUCGGUAGAGUCAGAGAAGCUGAUGAGGACACCAUGAAGACGGCGAUGAAACAAGGGAAGAGGCCACAGGAUAUGGAGAAAACGAAGAAGAAUAUUGGUAUGGACAGCAUUGGCGAUAAGAUUGGACGAGUACAUCUUGGUCGCCAGGAUUUGAGUGACUUGCAGACUAGAAAGAUGAAGGGUCUCAAGCGACGAGCGGGUAUCGACGAUGAGGACGAGGAUGAGGAGAUGGGAGGUAUGGAAUCAGAUGAGAUUUUAGAAGAUGAAGAUAUCAGUCACAAGCGACCGAAGAAAGAGUAG
This is a messenger RNA of Trichophyton rubrum CBS 118892, 705 nucleotides long. RefSeq lists its product as uncharacterized. Gene Ontology annotation, biological process: ribosomal large subunit assembly; maturation of LSU-rRNA from tricistronic rRNA transcript (SSU-rRNA, 5.8S rRNA, LSU-rRNA). Gene Ontology annotation, cellular component: nucleolus. Gene Ontology annotation, molecular function: rRNA binding. The record is from RefSeq and is a predicted model, not a curated record. The transcript has a single exon. Bases 1 to 705 code for a protein of 234 amino acids. Lineage: Eukaryota; Fungi; Ascomycota; Eurotiomycetes; Onygenales; Arthrodermataceae.